Microthlaspi erraticum is the source of this 1038-nucleotide messenger RNA. The record is from the annotation of a GenBank genome assembly. Lineage: Eukaryota; Viridiplantae; Streptophyta; Magnoliopsida; Brassicales; Brassicaceae.
AUGGAGCAGCAACAUGUCCUUCACCGGUUUUUCUGUUCAUGUCCUCUUUCUUGUUCAUCAAUCUCAAGCCGUCCCAUCUCUCUCUUCAGCCACAAAGGUCUCCUCCCACUUCUCGCUCUCUUUCUUCUCCUCGGUGUAUUCUUACCAUGGACAAGAUCUCCAUUGAUCCCGUUUCCAAACAGAGGCUCUUCUUUCCCCUCCAACUGGCGCGACUAUUCCCUCUCUCAAGCCGCCAAGUUCGCUGCCAAGAAUGGCACUUUGAUCGUCUACACCGUGAGCUAUCCCUUCUUGCCUUUCCUCAACAACUGGUUGAUUAGCGUAUCUAUACAGAAACAUCAAGACAAAGUCCUCGUGAUCGCUGAAGAUUAUGCUACUCUCUACAAGGUUAACGAGAAGUGGCCUGGUCACGCCGUUCUAAUUCCCCCAGCCCUUGAUUCGAAAACCCCACAAAAUUACGGUUCCCAGGGUUUCUUCAAGUUUACAUCUCGGAGGCCGAAGCAUCUCUUGGAAAUAUUGGAGCUAGGUUACAGUGUGAUGUACAACGAUGUUGAUAUGGUCUGGUUGCAAGAUCCCUUUACGUAUUUAGAGGGCAGCCAUGACGUGUACUUCACGGAUGACAGAACCGAAAUUAAGCCUUUGAACCACUCUCAUGAACUACCAAAUGGGUGGCUUAAUAUAUGUAGCUGCACAAUUUUCUUGCGUCCCACAAAUGGCUCAAAGCUUCUCAUGAAGAAAUGGAUUGACGAACUCCGAGUUGGGUCUAGAGCAAAUAAAGGAAAUGAUCAGCCUGGUUUCAACAGGGCGCUUAGAAAAACAGCUCACCAGGUGGAUGUUUACUUGCUUCCGCAAGAAGCUUUCCCAACAGGAGGACUGUACUUCAGAAACAAGACAUGGGUUAGAGAGACAAAGGGGAAACAUGUCAUAGUCCAUAAUAACUUCAUUAAAGGUUUCAACAACAAGAUGAAACGUUUCCACCAAUUUGGUCUAUGGCUAGUCGAUGAUCAUGCUCUUGAAUCCCCACUAGGAAAAUUAGAGUAA